Cryptomeria japonica (Japanese cedar) is the source of this 2208-nucleotide messenger RNA. RefSeq lists its product as uncharacterized. The transcript is spliced from 6 exons. Bases 253 to 1485 code for a protein of 410 amino acids. Gene Ontology annotation, cellular component: chloroplast. The record is from RefSeq and is a predicted model, not a curated record. Lineage: Eukaryota; Viridiplantae; Streptophyta; Pinopsida; Cupressales; Cupressaceae.
AGAUGGGCAAAGGAAAAAAAAAAAAGGAGAAACGUGGGUCCUUAAAUUCUCAUGGUUUCCAUGUAAUCUCAAUUUAGUGGAUGAAAAUGAAUGAAAGCAAGAUUGGAACAAGAUGGGAGCUCAAUGUGCUCGCUAAUUCGGUAACAAAAUUAAGUUAGCUGCUUCGAGUUCGAUACAAACAUAAAUAUAACCUGUGAAAUUCUGCAACAGUUCUUUGGAAUUAACAAGAAUUGGAAAAGGUUAUUGGUAAGCAUGGCCGGAGCAGCAAUUUUGUGCAAUUUGGAAGCAAUUGCAGGAGUUGUAGGAGACGGAAGGGUAAAGCUAAACAUAUGUCAGUAUACAAAUAAAACUUCAGGCUUAGGAGCCAACCCAUUUAAAUUCUGCUGCGCGUUUGGGGAGAGAUUACAAAUGAAAGGUAAACCUGCAAUUAAGGAGAGCAGAAGAAAUACUGGCGUGUGCAAAGUAAACAUGCAGUUAAUUUUUCCCAAGACGGAGGAAGGCAGGAAAUGGCUGGCGCAGAAAUGCGUGUUCGGGUUUUCAGCCCCACAAGUUUUGGAUGCUUUAAAGGCCCUGCAGAGACCUGCAAUGGUUGCGAUUUUGGUAGGGAUUCUCCUAGCACAUGACCCUGCAGCAGCCAUGGCUGCCUCGGGAGGAAGAAUGGGUGGAAGUGCAUUUUCUUCUGGCCGAGGCAGUAGAGAUUAUUCAUCUAGGACCUAUUCAGGUCCCAGUUUUUCAUAUACUACACCAUAUGCUGCUCCUUCGCCUUUUGGCUUCGGUGGUGGUUUGUUUGUCAGGCCCAGUUAUGGUAUUGGGUUUGGCGCUGGGUCUGGUCUGUUCGUUAUCUUGAUGGGUUUGCUUGCAGUUGUUUCAGUGGCUGGGUUUCUGUCUGACCGCGGGAAUUCAGGAUUGUUUGUGUCAUCACAAAAGACAAGUGUUCUCAAGCUUCAGGUUGGACUGUUAGGUAUGGCGCGUUCACUUCAAGAAGAACUUGAUCAUAUUGCUGAAAACGCAGACACCUCUACUCCAGAAGGCCUUCAUCUUCUGCUCACAGAGACUUCUCUGGCUUUGCUUCGACACCCAGACUUUUGCAUUUCGGGUUACUCAUUGGCAGAUAUAAAGCGGAAUAUGGAUGCUGGUGAGGAGCGCUUCAAUCAACUGUCAAUAGAGGAGCGAGGAAAAUUUGAUGAAGAGACAAUGGUCAAUGUCAACAGGAUGUUGAAGCGUCAGCCAAGUAGAGUUUGGAAGGGAUCAGAUGUAUUUGCAAAUGAGUAUAUUGUGGUCACCAUCCUCGUUGCUGCUGAGGGGGAGCACAAGUUACCAAUCAUCAAGAGUAGUGCAGAUCUGAAAGAGGCCUUGAAGAAAUUGGGUUCCAUACCAUCACGCCAAGUAUUGGCAGUGGAAGUACUAUGGACUCCCCAAAAUGAAUAUGAUACACUAAUGGAAAAUGAGUUAUUGCAAGAUUACCCACUUUUACGGCCGUUAUGAGUGGUUAAUCUUUAUUUCCGGUUGCUUGUAUCCCAUAUUAUUUUAUCUUUGUCCUAGAAUACAACUUCUUGGAUAGGAAGAUAGAAGAGUUGUAGAAUGGAGAGUUAUAGAUUGGUUUGAGAUACUCCACGUUAUUAUGCACUAUUUUUUGUACAGCAAAAUGUAUAAUCAUAUGUAGCCAUAACUCAGUGCACUCCUAAAAGCAUGUAGUCUAUAUUUCUUAAUGCCUCCUUUCCAAUCAGAAGAAUGUUAUAUUUAUUGAAGAAAUGAAAAUGGGGAAGCAGAGAGGAGACAAUGGUCUAAUGCAUAGCUGCAUUUGAUAAAUGACCAUUGAGAUAAUUUCUCAUCCAUGGCUGGUCAUGAUCUUCUCCUGUUGUGAUUGGGAUCUUUAUUGUCUAUUCAAUGUUGGUGAUGUAGAAUGUACACACCCUCAUGAUGCGCUUUACUGUUGCAUGCAUUUGUAAUGAUGAUGUCUGGUGCAUGAUUGUCAACAUUGCAAUUGCAAGCACAAUUGCAUGUAAUGGAGUCACAAAAAUGUUGCCUUAGAUGUAGCUGAUUCAUCAUUGCAUGAUACAAAGAUCAUACUUCUGUAAGAUGUAUCUAGUUUUGAUUAUUAUCUCCCCAAUUGCUAUUGUUUACGAAGAGUCAAAUAAUUUAGUUUGACAUUUGACAUAGCAUUUUAUCAAAAAUAAUGUGACAGGAAUACCUGUUUUUGUCACUCGA